UCCCGGCUGCGACGGUGAACCGGUUUGUCCGUUUCCUUUCUCCCCGCCUCGGUGGACAUUUAAACUUCUGACCCAACAGUUGCGGUGGCUCCGCGCGCGGGCCCGACAUGCCGCCCAAGCCCCCCCGAAAGGGGGGAGCCGCCGCCAAGGGCCAGCGAGCCAGCCCGGACCGCGGCACUGGCGGCACCCCACCGCCUGCCGCCGCCAGGCUUGAGUUUGGAGAAACUGACUUUGUUGCACUUUGUGACACUUUAAGAGUGUCAGACAUUGUAAGAGCAAAUGCUUGGAAGACAUAUGAAAAAGUGUCAUCUGCUGAUGGAACUCUAGUGGGUUACAGUGAAAAGAAAAAGGACAUGUGGGGGAUCUGUAUCUUUAUUGCAGCAGUUGACUUGGAUGAGAUGACAUUCACUUUUACAGAGCUUCUGAAAAGUAUAGGUAUGAGUGUGUGCACAUGUUUUCGGUUGCUGAGAGAGAUGGAUGUUAACAUGGAUACCAUAAGCACUAAAGUUGAUAGUAAUGUAUCACGACUGAAUAAGAAGUAUGAUGUAUUAUCUGCACUAUAUCACAAGUUUGAAAGGACUUGUGGACUUAUCUACAUGAUACAACCCAGCAGUCAGACUUCUGCUGAAUUGAGUUUCCCAUUGGUUCUGAAAACUUCCUGGAUCACUUUUUUGUUGGCGAAAGGAAAAGUAUUGCAAAUGGAAGAUGACCUGGUGAUCUCUUUCCAGUUACUGUUAUGUGUCCUUGAUUAUUUUAUCAAACUAUCACCACCGGCAAUGCUCAAGGAGCCAUACAAAUCUCAUGUGAGUGCAAUGUCUAUUAAUGGCUCAACUCGAGCUCCAAGGCGAGGUCAGAACAGGAGUACACGUACAUCAAAACAAACUGAAACAGAUACAAAAGUUAUUGAAGUCCUUUGUAAAGAAUAUGGUUGUAACUUAGAUGAGGUCAAAAAUGUAUAUUUCACAAGCUUUAUUCCGUUCUUGAAUUCUGUUGGUAUUGUAACUUCAAAUGGACUUCCGGAGGUUGAGGAUCUCUCGAGACAAUAUGAAGAGCUUUACCUGAAAAAUAAAGAUAUAGAUGCACGAUUAUUUCUCGAUAAUGAUGAAACUUUACAGCGUAAUCACAUAGAAUGGGCUGCAAUGAAUACUAUCCAGCAGUUAAUGAUGAUUUUAAAUUCAGCAAGUGAUAAACCAUCAGAUAAUCUCAUCUCAUAUUUUAAUAACUGUACAGUGAACCCUAAAGAAAAUAUCCUGGCAAGAGUAGAAAAUCUUGGGAACAUCUUCAAAGAGAAAUUUGCUGAAGCAGUUGGACAGGGAUGUGCUGAAAUUGGCUCACAGAGAUAUAAACUUGGUGUAAGGCUAUACUACAGACUAAUGGAAUCCAUGUUAAAGUCGGAGGAAGAGCGCCUGUCAGUUCACAAUUUUAGCAAACUUCUGAACAAUAAUAUCUUCCACACAUCUCUUCUGGCCUGUGCUGUUGAGGUUGUCAUGGCUACAUAUGGCAGGAAUGCUUCACAAAGUGAUGGCACCAGUACUGAAACGGAUUUGUCUUUUCCAUGGAUUCUCAAUGUACUUGAUUUAAAAGCCUUUGACUUCUACAAGGUGAUUGAAAGCUUUAUUAAAGCAGAACCAAGCUUGACAAGAGAGAUGAUAAAACAUCUAGAACGCUGUGAACAUCGAAUUAUGGAAUCCCUUGCAUGGCAAUCAGAUUCGUCUCUAUUUGAUCUUAUUAAGCAAUCCAAGGAACGAGAAGGCCAAGUUGAUCAACCUGAGCCCACCUGCACUCUUAACUUUCCUCUCCAGCAUAAUCACACUGCGGCAGAUCUGUAUCUUUCUCCUGUGAGAUCUCCUAAGAAGAAAGGAUCCACAGCCUCUUUAAACCCCACUCCUAUAAUAGAUGCUCAGCCUGUUUUGGCACCCCAAACUCAGAAACCACAGAAAUCUACCUCCCUUUCACUAUUUUACAAAAAAGUGUAUCGGCUGGCAUAUCUUCGAUUAAAUACCCUCUGCUUACGGCUUCUGUUUGACCACCCUGAACUAGAACACUUGAUCUGGACCCUUUUUCAGCACACAUUGCAAAAUGAAUAUGAACUUAUGAAAGACAGGCACUUAGACCAGAUCAUGAUGUGUUCCAUGUAUGGCAUAUGCAAAGUAAAGAACGUAGAUCUUAGGUUUAAAAUCAUUGUUACAGCAUACAAGGAGCUCACCAAUACAAAUCAAGAGACUUUCAAACGAGUGCUGAUCAGGGAAGGACAAUAUGACUCCAUUAUCGUCUUCUACAACUUAGUGUUUAUGCAGAAACUGAAAACUAACAUUUUGCAGUAUGCCUCCAAUAGGCCUCCCACCUUGUCACCUAUCCCCCACAUUCCUCGAAGUCCUUACAAGUUUUCUAAUUCUCCCCUACGUGUCCCUGCUGGAAAUAACAUCUACAUCUCACCCUUGAAGAGUCCAUACAAAUUCUCUGAAGGCAUGUUGUCACCCACAAAGAUGACUCCAAGAUCCAGAAUCCUGGUGUCAAUUGGUGAAUCAUUUGGGACUUCUGAGAAGUUUCAGAAAAUAAACCAAAUGGUGGGUAGCAGUGAUCGUCAGCUGAAACGCAGUGCUGAAGUAAGCACUGCCCCUAAACCUCUGAAGAGACUUCGCUUUGAUAUAGAAGGACAGGAUGAGGCAGAUGGAAGCAAACACCUUCCUGGAGAGUCCAAAUUCCAGCAAAAGCUUGCAGAAAUGACGUCUACUCGAACAAGAAUGCAAAAGCAAAAACUAAAUGAUGGAACUGAUACAUCAGCCACUGAAGAAAAGUGAACAUCUUCUCAGGACCAUGCGGUGCACUGCAUGCUUCUCUGCAUUUGUCUUUCUUUUUCAGCCACCAUGUUAAUUACUUUUUUAUGAUCAAUUGCUAGUUUAAAAUGUUUGGCUUUUUUUUUUUUUUUUAACUUCAGUGUUUUUCAUUAUAUUAUGCCGUAUGAUGUAGCAUGUACACAAUGUAAGCCACUGAGUUUAUUAAUUUAUAUAUUUUUGAGGAUUUGGAAGAGUUUUUCAGCUUCCUAUUGCAACAUUGUUCAUUUAAUACCAAUUCAUUCUACUUAUUUUGAACUCUUCUAUCAAAAAUAAAGUUAGAUAGAAUGAUUUGAAAUGCACUAAUUCUUUUGUUCAUUAGAUUUCAUUUUAAUGUUGGAAUUUUAUGCACUAUUUGCAUAUUUUGUGAAUUAGGGGCCAGAUACUGCAACGACUUCUGACUCUGUAGAAUUACCAUGCUAAGGCCCAUUAACUUUACUAUGCACGCAGUCAUAAUUGUUGCAGGAUUAGGCCCUGCCAUUGUAAGUACAACAUGCAAACAAGGUGUAAAGUAAACUCACAUAGCCAUACUACUGAAACAAAUAACAGAUACCUCAGGUUCUUAACAUCUUCUAGUACUUUUUCCCCUCACAGUUUGAGUGGACAGUUACACUGCUGGUCAUCUGUUAGUUUGAACCUAACUGAGUAUGAAUUACUCAGAGAGUAAGUGUGUUCCAGGGACAGAGUUUUUUCCCCCAAGUACAAAACACUCAAAAUGCACUUUCUGAUAUUUCUGGAUCCUGAAAAAUAAGAAAAAUGCACAUGAAAUGAAAUCAUACUGUUACCAAUCUGGAGUUUCUUGCAAUGACCUCUACAAAUACUGAUUUGCCUGAAGUCAAUGAUUUAGCUUACUCAAAUUUUGCCAAGAAAUGGGAACAGAACCCGACUUUUAGUAACUUAAACCUGUGUGCUUCAAGUUGGCCUCCUAAGAAUGAAUAGCCUGAGUUCCAAAGUGCACCCAAAUUCAUAUUUAGAUCAAGUUUAACAUGUGAAGCAUCCAGAUCUGAAAAAUUUGGUCAAAGUCCUCCCUCUCUCCAUAAAAGGGCACAUCUUUUAAGGCUACUUGAAUUAUUGCUAAACAAAUACAUUUUUAAAUUAGCUACUCAGUUGUGGGUGUUUUGCUAGUAUAAAGGUAUCAAAAAGUAAUUUACUUCUAGCAGUCUAAAGAACAGCUCGAGCAGAGCUUUCUCAUGACUGCUGCCUUUAGAAUUAUCCAUUCAUUUUAAUGAAGAUUUAGUUUUGUGCAACUGCUUAAAUUAAAGUAGAUACAGUAGAAAAAAAGCACCUGGCUUUUAUUACACAGAAACAUGUUUUUAAAAAAAUCUUGUGUGGGUAACUUAUUUGGAAAUCUCUUCGUUGAAAAUAGAAAAUACUUUUGGUAGUGUCAUCUGGUUUUUUAAAGAUCAGUUUUUGUCAGUCAAAAUCUAAUUGUAGAGCAAUUUUUAAAAACUGUACAACAGUAUAUUGAUUUGGAAAUAUUUUGAUGAACUUUGAAAUAAAACAGUUACCUUAA
Molecule: messenger RNA, 4347 nt
Organism: Terrapene triunguis (Three-toed box turtle)
Lineage: Eukaryota; Metazoa; Chordata; Testudines; Emydidae
Gene: RB1
Product: RB transcriptional corepressor 1
Exons: 26
Coding region: 108-2801 (897 amino acids)
Biological process (GO): negative regulation of G1/S transition of mitotic cell cycle; cell morphogenesis involved in neuron differentiation; neuron projection development
Cellular component (GO): chromatin; Rb-E2F complex; nucleus
Molecular function (GO): RNA polymerase II transcription regulatory region sequence-specific DNA binding
Source: RefSeq, a predicted model, not a curated record